AUGUUCUGUGACAGUCAAAUUUCUCCAGGAGACGAAGACAAACUGCAUAAAAUGUCGGACCCUUUCCAGAAAGGUCACGUGAACCGCAACCAUGCCCGCCUCUCUCUCUCUAUCUAUCUAUCUAAGUUUCUUGUCAUCUAUCUAUCUAUCUAUCUAUCUAUCUAUCUAUCUAUCUAUCUCGAUCUCUCUCACUUUCUCUCUCUGAAUCUCUCUCUCUCGAUCUCUCUCAGUCUGUCUCUCUUUCUCUUGAUCUCUCUCUCUUUCUCACUCUCCCUCUCUCUCCCUCUCCCUCUCUCCCUCUCCCUCUCUCUUUCUCUCGAUCUCUCGAACAUGUGCACGCACAAAAUGAUGCGGCUAUAUAUCUCUGUUCCCAUCUAUCUAUCUAUCUAUCUAUCUAUCUAUCUAUCUAUCUAUCUAUCUAUCGAGUGGCCUCCCCUCUCUCUCCCUCUUACAACGUCCCUCUGUCUCUUCCUAUCUAUUUACCUUCCUCUAUUAGAUUAG
Molecule: messenger RNA, 501 nt
Organism: Acanthosepion pharaonis
Lineage: Eukaryota; Metazoa; Mollusca; Cephalopoda; Sepiida; Sepiidae
Source: the annotation of a GenBank genome assembly